AUGCAGGACCACAUUUCAAGCACAGCGGGCAUCUUGACCUCUCACUUUUUGACAACUCAGCCAACUCCGAAUUUUUCAUAUUGCUCUGCCAAUGCCACGAUUUGCAAUGGCACAUCCUGUGUGCUGUCUACUGAAGAUUACAACAGAGUUUUGAGCACCAUUUUAAGCACCGUCCUAACAAUCUUGUUGGCAAUGGUGAUGUUCUCCAUGGGCUGCAACGUGGAGCUGAAGAAAUUUCUAGGACACAUUAGAAGGCCAUGGGGCAUAGCCGUAGGCUUCCUCUGCCAGUUUGGAAUUAUGCCUCUGACUGGUUUUGUGCUGUCGUAUGCCUUCAACAUACUUCCUAUACAAGCUGUUGUGGUGAUCAUCAUGGGCUGCUGUCCUGGUGGAACAUCUUCCAAUAUUUUAGCCUACUGGGUAGACGGUGACAUGGACCUAAGGUAAGAGAUACUGGCUUUCAACGGAAUUGCCUCCUUCCCUACAGACCCUCUCAGGUGCUAAUGUUGGUGGAGAGUGUCCUUUUGGUCAUUCCACUGCCCUCAGAGGCUAAAUAGGUUGCAGUCCAGGAGUUGGUAUUCUCUGUGGCCGCCCCUAAGUUGUGUAACUUCCCAGAGGUGCAGCCGGCACCUUCAUUAUAUAACUUUCGGUGAAUGCUGAAGAUACAUCUGUUCCCCUUGGAUUUUUACUCUUGAGAUGUAUAUGUUUAGGAUCCACCUUAUUUUGUUAAGCUUAAGUUCUUUUAAGCUGAUUUUCAUAUUGUAUAGUAAUGUGUUUCAAUGCUAAUGUUGUGUUUUCAUUGUUCUAACCCAUGCUGGGAUGUUAGGGGGAAGGACAGGUAAUGGAAUAAAUUUAAUAAAGAUGAUGAUGAUGAUGAUGUGCAGAUACCUGGAACAGGAAUAGCCCCUAGGGUAUCUCACUCAGAUCCUUCCCUGAAUUAUAGUGCCAACUCUGUAUACAUUAAUUACUGAAAAAUUAUUGUGGCAUGAAGCCACACAAUCCAGAAAGCUGCUUCGAACUUGCCUGCAUCUUGGCUCCAUAGAACAACAAACCUUGAUGCCACACAGCAAACUUACGCUGAACUUCCCAGAAGGGAGAAACCCAUACAAAGCUGCUGGAUGUAUAGAGCUACUAAUAAGGUUAUCUGGAUUGUGUCUGUUGGUGAUGAACGAUUGCAUGCUAGUCCAUCAGUAAACAUAUUUUGGGUUGGUAUUAUCUACUCAGGCUGCUAUUCCAGGCUCAUCUGCAAAGUUAUUGACUCUAACGCCACAGAGCAGCAAGGGCAGAUAGAGAAGUAUGCUUGGUGGCUAUUCCAUUUGACCUCAGCCUGACUUUGAAAUAACAGGAGAACCCACUACAGUAGUAGUAGUAGUAGUAGCAGCAGCAAUUAACAAUAGAUCCUACUGCCAUUUGGAGCACACAUUUCCCCAUCUAAAGUUUUUUUUCCAAAUUAGUAUUUGUCCUGGUGUUUAUCUGAUGGGGCAAAAAGCCCAAAGCAAAAAGGGGCAAUGUCCAUUAGGAAAAUGGCAGGGGGGUGAGAAUGGUAAGUCACUCUUUCCCCCAGUACUGCUGCCUUGAUCUGAUUCAGCACCCCCUGAGACUGUUUGGAGUUUUUUAUUGGGGGGAGGGGUGCAGCAGAUCACAUGGCAUGCCUCCCAGUGUCUUGAGUAACUUGGCUCUGAAAGAACUGUUCCACCACCCUAAAAUGCUAGGCAUAUCCUUCAUGAGACGAACCAUCCCAUCAAGGCUAUCACCUCCACACCUUGCUUGAGAGCUUCCAGCAGCAUCUGACUGGCUGCUUUGAAUCAAAUAACUUUAGAUUAGGAAGAGACCUCGAAAGUCUUGUAGUAACACACACACACAUCCCGGCUCAGUUUCACAUCAGUGAUGCAGGUCUCUUUCAGCAGAGGCUGAUCAGCCACUAUCAGAGAUGCAGUGCUAGCAUCCCUGAGUGACAGCGGCUGACUAGACUCUGCUUAAAUGCCUGCAGUGAAGGAGAGCUUCUGUUCCACUGCUGAACAGUUCCUAUCCUUGGGACAUUUCUCCGAAUGUUUAGUUGAGAUCUGCUUCCUGGCCAUUUCCACCUAUGCAUUCUAGUCCUGCCCUCUGUGGCAACAGAUAGCAAUCCUGCUCCAUCUUUUCUGCAUGGCAGCCCUUUCAAUAUUUGAAGACAGCCAGAAUAUAUGAGGAUGUUGUUGUUUUUAAUCUCAUGUGGCACAACUCUUCCAUUCUGCAUCAGGGCCCAUCCUAAUACACACAUUUGUCUCAAACCUGCUGGACUACCAAGUUGCCUUUGAAACUCCGGUGCUCAGACAGGACAUUUAAAAGCAAAGCAAAACACUAUACGGUGCAAAUAUUCAUCCCACUCCAGAGAUCCUCAGACCCACAAGGGUUGUUUCAUAGGUGAUCCACAGUGCCGGAUGGCUUGCCAGGGAGAAAGGUCUUCCAUAUGGAAUGCAUAUGGAGAAACAUACAAACUUAUGCCUGCAAUAACAUGUUGCUAGAGCUUGUCUUUUGUCUCCCACACAUCCCUUGUGUUUUCUGCACCAGGGCAAAGGAGUUUCCCUGGAAUACUUUUGUAAUAAAAAUCUGUACCCACUUCCAACAUCAAUGGAGAACAGGAAUAAAUUCCUUCUUUUUUUCCCAAGUCUGGCAAAAGACUAAAUUGGCCUGUUUUUAAAUAAUGCCAUAUUUAAACACUUUCUGUGAUACUAUAAUCUCUGCACAGAAGUAAAUUCUAUUGUUUUCAGUGGGUCUUAUUCCCAGGUAGGUGUGCUUAAAGACUUUUGGCCACCAUCUUUAAACUUCAAUUCUGGCAUUUACCAGUUUUGACUUUUCUUUGUAGCCAAGAAUUUAAUUUUCUCAGGACCAAAGGCGUCACAUUCUAACUUGACAUCAUUUUGUGACUACCCACCUAAUCCUAUCAAACAGCAUUCCUUCCUCAGUGCUCUCAAGACUGAAGGGACAUAAAACCCCACGGAGCAAAUAUAGUGCAAACAACCCAGAAGCAGCUCUCAAGGUUCCUGUGCUUUUCAGAUGACCCUAGAAGCAUAGAGGUUCUUCCAAGGGCCUUAUGAGGAAGAGGAGAGAAUAAGACCACCUCCAACUGCUUUCAACCAGCAACCUCCUUAAACCAGCCUCCAGGUGUUUUGGACUACAACUCCCAUGAGCCUCAGCCAGAACACAAUUAGUUGGCGUUGUAGUCCAAAACGCCCAUUCCAGAGCCAUAAGAACCAGCCUAAGUCUGUGCUGAGCCAUGGACUCACCAACGCAAAAAGUAUUUGUAGCUUGCAUGGUACAAACAGUAAUCGCAACCAACUCUCUUGCAGCAUCAGUAUGACAACAUGUUCAACUUUGCUGGCCAUGGGAAUGAUGCCACUUUGCCUCUUCCUUUAUACCAAAAUUUGGACAGACUACAGCUCCCUUUUAAUCCCCUACGACAGUAUCGGUAAGUCACAUUUGUACCUUCUCCCACAGCAAACAUUCUCUUAUCAUACAUCUUCAGGACUCCAUGCAACUGAGUUCUUGCAUUGCAUGUCGAGACCCCGCAGCCACCCUCUCGUUGGAAAUAACUCACACAAGGACACAGAUAUUAGGUUUAUGUUACUGGGCAAAUUUUGGCCACAACUUCAUUGAAUUAUAGAAUGUGAGCAGUAUUGGCUUAGGCAUUGAUUGGACCUGACUAUAUCUGACUCCUGCCCAUUGUGCAGGAAGUCCAGUAAGGGUAAGCCCAGUAAGGGUAGGGGGAGCCCUGUCGAUGCAAACCAACUCAAGCUCCCCCUGGUGUUCCUGUCGGGGUUGUGCCAAGGCCUUAGCCCCCCAGCCGGGCUUCAGACUACAUCAACACCUCCGGAUUCCUUUAACAGAAUACCCUUAAGCAUGGAGGGGCAGGUGAUGGCCACACCUCCCCUCCCCCACACAAGGUCAAACAAUGCCUAACCGCAACCCUAACAAAGUUGUGACGAUUGCUACGAGGUAGGCGAAAACCAAGUGGCCAGUGCCAAUUUGCCAAGCGGAAAAAUUCCUACGAGGCCCCUUGGACAACCAAGGCGACCAACUGAAGACCAUAGCAAGGCCAUUGCCUAACCUGCAAAAUAGGUAGGAGGGCAAGUGAUUGAGGAAGCGAGCCAAAGAGGAAGUCCUCUGGCUCGCUCCUCCGUUUAAACGGCCCCGGCCACGCCCCUACAGCCAGCGGAUUGGCUGGCCGGGCUCUGACAUGGCCGGGAUCCCCCAGGCAACGGGGGACAAAGUCCCCCGCCCCCAGUGGGGAGUGGGUGCCCACGCGGUCCACCGCAACUCCUCCCCACUGGGAAGUGGAGCGGAUCUAGUGGAAGCCGGCACAGUGAGUCCCAUUCGUGCAAGGGGACUUUUGCCCCCUCUCCCCCGAACCUGGUCAGGAGAACCCCCAGAGCAGCACACAGGGCAAGAUGGGACACCCAACAAGCAUAAAUGCUUUGGCUGGUGGAACACUAGCUGUAGCAUGACAUUGAAUUCCACCUUAAGUCCACAAUGCCAAUGCACCAUUGACCUCUACACUCAGAGGUGUAGCGCACCUCUGUACUGCUGAAUUUGGUGUUGGUGAGUGUGCUGCUUCAUCAUUUCCCAUUCCCUCACUCCACUUAUUUGAGCUUCUAGGGUAGCUUCCUCCUAGGCUCCACAGUCUGUGUUGGCACAAUGUAGGAUGGUCCCUCACAAUAAGGACCAGAGUGUCCCAGGUUUUCGCCCAGGAUGUGUCUUACAUUUCCAGUGGUGCCCUUAUAAGUUCAGUUAAGACAGCAUCAAUACAUGAUUCUGUUUUUCAUUAAAGGUUUGUGAAAUUAUUGUGAUCACAAUUUACAUUGUUGUUGUUUUUUCAAAAAACUUUAUUGAUUUUCCAAAAAUUCAAAACAAACAAACAGACAGACAUACAUACAUACAUCCUGUUUAAAUCUUGGUAACAUUAUUAAGUGACUUCCUCAAAUCCCCUUGGUCAUUAUCUAUCAUUUACAUUGUUUUUUGAGGGGAUGUGUAUCUAUGUCUCUACAUUAUCUAUCAAUCAACAUCCUUUGUGGAAAUGGAAUGAUGGUGCCGAUAACAUUUGAAGUUUAAAUGCUCAGUAGAAGCUGGACUGAAUACGGCAUCUCUACUGGGGGAAUGGAUAUAAUCACAAUGAGAUGUGGAGUUUACAAAAAUAAGAAAGCUAUGUUUAUUGCAGAAAACAAAUGUUUGAUAGGAUGAUCCUAGUUCUGUCUAACUAAAUCAGAGAUGCACUGCUCCAUGCUUGCUCUGGCAUCUUAGGUGGAGAGAGCUCCACACAUGUCUUCUUCUCACAAGGAAGGUAUGGAGAAGGAGAAAGUGGGGUCAGGUCAGCAACCCUAAUGGUAUCAGUCUAAUACUGAAGAAAGCUGUCAAAGGGACAGUGCAAGGAGGACAGUCUAGGAAGGCUGAAGUUGGAGACUCCUCUCUACCUUCCAUUUCUCAUGCAGGUAAAGCAGCCUACAGCGAAAGCAGAGUUGCACCCUGACAUUUCCAACAGGUGCAAAAACCUCCACAAAAUUUACUUCAAUUCUGUGGUGAAAUGUGGGGUGCAUUUGUAAGGGCUCCCAGGUUUCAUGUGGGAUGAGAUAAAAUCAGCAAGAAAAGACAGGUUAAAUUUAUGUUUUAACUAAACGAACGUGGAAUAGCCAUUGUGCCAAGAAAACACAAAACAAACUAUGUUUCCAAAAGAACAUGGAAGAUAGGGAGAAUUGUGUGACAAGCAAACUAUUAUAAAUAGACAGGUAUGUUUAUAUCAAGAAUCCUUUGUAUAAGACUGUGAUGGAAAGACUGUCUUAUGGGCCCCUUAACAGAUCCGAAGAACAGGCUGGUAGCCAAUGUGACCAUUAGCAUAGCUUGUGGCCAGUGAUAUUAUUCACAUACUUAAAACCAAAAGAUCGUGCCCAGACUGUCAAGUUACCAUGUACAAAAAAUGAAUAAAUGGGCAAGUUCUGUCCACAGUUUUUGCUAGCAGAAAGUCCAAACAGGUUGGUAACACAGGCAUUAGACGUGGAGUGCUGAAGAUUGCUACCAACAAAUUCAGAUGCUCACUUGGAUGUGUUCUGCACCAAACAUGAUAUCAUAAUGCAGCCAUAGCAGAAGUUCUGGAAAAAACAAGCAAUCUAUAUAGUUCUGCACAUGUGGUGAUAAAGCUUCUGGUGAAACUGAUCAACCAAGACAGUGUGUUAUGGAAUCUUCAGUUGCUAAGGAAACUAAACAGGUUGCAGUCCAGCUUCUGUGAGGAGAGGGGAAUAUGUUAGUGUGACUGGAAUUAAAACCUCACCCAGAUUCAGGUUGCAUAUUUGGAACAGGUUCUAGGCUGUAGGGGUGCUUUGGAAUUGGAAGGGGUUAGACACAAGGAAUGUGGAGUAGCCAAGAGGGAGCAUGAAGAAAAGGUAAGUAGAGAAUGAGACUUGGAAAAAUAAGGAGAGAAAAGAAACAGCUGAGGCAAGGGGCUAAGAAAGCUCCGAAGAAACUUCACAGCACUUGAUAGGCAUGGGCUGUAUAUUAUAAGAAUGAGAAGAGGAAUUUUAUGGCUGGUUAGGUGAUAGGGCGUUGAAAGAAAGAGGAACAAUGUAGUCAGUGGCCUGGAAACCAACCAAGAAUGUGAGAAACAAUGAGUGACGAAAACAAGGGAAGGGAGAAAGGGAGACUGGAAGAAACCUCAAAGGGUCUAGGAAGAAAGUGGGAAGGACUUUGUGGGUGUCAAUGGGUUAUAGGUUUGCUCGGUGUAGAGUCUAGGUUGUAGUAAGGGAAUUCCAGCAGUUGUGGCUUUUGUUUUUAGCAGACCUUUGCAACUGAGCAACUCUGAAGAGGCAAUAAGAAUGGAGCAAUUUCACAUAUUGGCUACAGCUAACCAGUCAAUUCUUUGGGUAUCAUUUUCUGAUCAACAUUUGUUGCCUUGGGAUCCAAAAUUGCCUUCAGAUCUAUACCAUUCUACUACUAAGGCAUGCUGUGUGCAUGGCACAAUAAUGGGAUGGCCUCCACUUCCAAGAACCAAGAAGCCAUAUGUUUAUUUUUUUCUUCUUCUUCUGAGAAACAAAAAACCCUCGAAUGCCACACAACAAGAGAAGCUUUAAACUAGUGCCGACGAUAGAAGUAGAACCCCAAAGGCAAAAAUCAAUGCUUCAUAGCAUUGUAAAAAAAGAAAAGGUAUGCCACAGAAUGACAACGAUUAACCACAGGAGAAAUAAAGCUGUAUUUUUGUUAUACAGCUGGGUGAACGUGUGCCUUUUUAUAGGUUAUCAAACACAGAGCCAGCAUGGUGCAGCAGGCAGUUGUCAGGACUUUGAUCAGCGUCACCGUCUCAGGCAUGGCAAUCCCUGGGUGACCCUGUUAAGGCAAUCCCUCGCUCUGUCAUCCACAGGAAAAUCCCCACCUACACAGCCAUGAGCUUCCUGAAUGAGAUAAUUGAUUAAUAUUUGAUCCUUCAAGGUAGAAAAGACAACUAUGUGUGAGAAAGCAUGGGAACUGAAAUAAAGAGCACAGGGAGCUGCCUUAUGCAGAAUCCGACCAUUGUUCCAUGCCAGAGUUCCACCUGACAUUGGGGAUGUGCAUGACAUCACAUGUGUGACACAUCAUGCGUGUCGGGAAGAGACCAUGAGGAGGCCCAGCCCCUCAGGAUUGAUAGGGCUCAGCCCUAUUGCCACAUACUUUGGGGGUGAGGUGUCCCCAGCCCCACAGAGUUGGAGCCUAUUCUCCAUGCAGCUCAGUAUUGUCUACACAGAUUGGCAGUGACUCUCCCAGGUUUAAGGCAAGGAGUAUUUCUCAGUCCUACAUGAAGAUGCCAGGGACCUUCUGACGUUUAGAAGACAUCUGAAGGCAGCCCUGUUUAGGGAUGUUUUUAAUGACUGACAUUUUAAUGUAUUUUUAAUCUCUUGUUAGAAGCCGCCCAGAGUGGCUGGGGGAACCCAGCCAGAUGGGCGAGGUAUAAGUAAUAAAUUGUUAUAUUAUUAUUAUAUAUUGACCCCUUCCCCAGACUUGCAUUUUCAAAAGAUCGCAUCGUUUGGACCUCACCCUUCUCAAGCAAAGAGUUCUGUGCCCAACCUGUCCUCUUCUCCUUCCAGGCAUUUCACUGGUAGCACUUGUCAUUCCCGCUUCGCUCGGAAUAUUUUUUAAGCAUCGAUGGCCCGCAAAAGCUAAAAUCGUACUCAAGGUAAGGUGUGACAUUCCCCAAAUGCAUAUCCAAAAGCUACCCAGAAAUGUCAAGGUGUACUGACCUUCUCUUUCCUCCCUCAGAUUGGUUCCAUUGGUGGUGCCGUUCUCAUAGUGCUCAUAGCUGUGGUUGGAGGGAUAUUGUACCAGGGCUCCUGGACCAUCACUCCUGCACUCUGGAUUAUCGGAACCAUCUUCCCAUUUGCUGGCUAUUCGGUGGGAUUUUUUCUGGCUCGCAUAGCUGGCCAGUCCUGGCACAGGUAAGGCUCCAGAAUACAAGAAAGGAACAGCUUCUAUUUCCUUCAGGCUUGAUGUAUACACACACGUUGGAGUAAUGCUUGCAAAUGCACCACAACAGUUUUGGAACGCUCCAAACAUGUUGCAGAACAUCUCGUUUUUUGCCAUUUUCCGACACACAGCUCUUCUGCAGCUACAAAGCUAUAAGAAAUACUUUUGUAAAGUUGUUCCUCAGCGUCCCCACUGUGGCAACAUUUCGCAAGCUGUGCCCAAUCCACUUAUCUGGUGCUGUGCACAAGCAAAUUUGUCUUCUCAUUUCCUGGGAGCUGACUAAUGGCUUCAACACAGAGAGGUGACCGGCAAGUCCCUCAGUGAUUACCCAAAGGACGUCCCAUUAGUUUGUGCUGUAGAACAGAGAUUUGCAAAGGCCAGUCAAGUUGAGAAGGCACAUCAGGGACUGAAAUACAUGCAUGGACAGACAGCACCCUGUUUUAAAGGCCUCAAUAUGCAUACAGGUCCGAGCAGCCGCAAGGUACCUGAGUGGAAUGGCAAUAUAAGAUGCACUUCGCAGCAGAGUCAGGAAGGUCACUUACUGCUAUAUCUGCAAAUUUAAUGUCUCGGUCUUUCUCCCUGUUUUGCAAUGUACACUGACACAAAAUACAUUGAUGCAGUAGGAUACUAGUCACACAUUCAUGCAUCAUGUAAUUGACUCUGGAUCAGCUCAAGGUGAAGCCGCCCAGGGCCAAUUUCAAGGUGUGCAUUCAGAAUGCAAGUGAGCAAUUUUAGGUGAGGUUGCUCAGCAGGGAAGUUCACACCGAUUCUUAAAGAACCCACUGUCCGCCGUUCAAACUAUUUCCAUCUUGCCCUUGGUCAAGUGCAGGGGGAGCUAACAUGGCGCUCUCCAAGUGUUGAUGAGAUUACAAUUGCCAGCAAGCAUUGUCCAUGAUCUGGGUCCUGGGAUGUUGCAUGUUGUCGUCCAACAAUCUCUGGAAGGCAUACAGAUUGGCUGUCCCUGGUCAAAUGACUGGAGAAAUAUCCAGUGCCUUCCUUGCUCACUUUGCCAGCCUUCCUAUUAUUCCAGCCAUAUCGUUGAGCCCUUGGGUACGGAGUUAAGAGAAUGGGAGCGCAAUCCUAUGCAUGCUAACUUGGGAUCGAACCCCACUGAUUUCAGUGGGUCUCACUGCCCAAUAUGCACCCAAAGCAUGUCAUCCUGAGAUUUCCAGCAGUGGAAAUCUACCUAGUGUAUUGCAAACUGAGUAGGCCUACUUUUGCACCACCUUUUUCAAGUGUAUACUGUGUGAAAUCUCUGGUUUGGUGUGGCCACGUGCAGAUUAAUGAAAAAAUGUAGCCCAUAAACAUAAUAGCAAUGCAGGCAAGCCAGGCCUAUUGUUUAAACAUAUAACAUGAGGACAAUAUCUUAAGCGUGUAUGUCUUUUUAAAAUUUAUUGUAUAGCCCUAGGUAAAUUUAAGCAUUUUAUUUAAAAACAACAACAACAUGAUGAUGAUACUGCCAGUUCAGAGCUGCUCCCAGCCUACCCAAUCAUUGCUCAUAUUUAUUUAAAAAUUUUAUAUACCGCUAAAUGGGAAGAAAACCUCUCAGCAGAGGUGCUAUUGGCUGUCACACUAUCAGGAACACAGUGCUUUUUCAAUGUGUACAUCACAUUAUGUUCUGUCAGCACUAAUGUGUGCGACAUAGUCAGGUCACAUUCAUUAUAACCCUUGUGGAAGGUACCUUUUUAUGACCUCGCUUAUUUUUCUUAAUUGAUCUUUUAAUUAGCUUUGAAAUGCUUUUCAAGCUAUAUAUUUUCAUGAAAAAAAUAUAAUGUUGUAAAGUUAUGGUUCUAUAACACAAGUAGACCAUGGUGGUGUUGUUGUAGCGACAUGGCUAAGUUGUUUUAAAAAGCUUUUUAAAAAAUGGAUAAGCCAAACAUAUUAUACCUUUAUGACUUUAUAGUAUAUAAUCGCUCUUUCAUUAAAGAGAAAUUAUUUUAGUGCUCAUUAAAAUGUUAAUGUAAGGAAUAGAUCAAUGGGACCAUCAAGAAGUGCUUACCGCAGAGAUUGUAAUCAAUAUAUGCUAAGCUUUGAUAAGUUUACUAUCUCAGUAGGGCACAACCUGUUAAAACCUUAUAACCUUAUAAAGGCGGUGCUAAAGGCAUCUAUACCUGUUGAGAUUCUUGUAUACAGUGGUACCUUGGGUUACAUACGCUUCAGGUUACAGACUCCACUAACCCAGAAAUAGUACCUCGGGUUAAGAACUUUGCUUCAGGAUGAGAACAGAAAUCACGCAGCGGCAGCACAGCAGGAGGCCACACUAGCUAAAGUGGUGCUUCAGGUUAAGAACAGUUUCAGGUUAAAAACAGACCUCCAGAACGAAUUAAGUACUUAACCCAAGGUACCACUGUAUAUACAAGAAGCGAAGUUACAGGGAAGCAGGCAGAGGGCGUUCUUGGUAAUGGCACCCUCCCUGUGGAACGCCCUCCCAGCAGAUGUCAAGGAGAUAAAGAACUACAUAACUUUUAGAAGACAUCUGAAGGCAGCCGUGUAUCAGGAAGUUUUUAACGUUUGAUGUUUUAUUAUAUAUCCUGUUAGCCGCCCAGAGUGGCUGGGGAAACCCAGCCAGAUGGGCGGGAUAUAAAUGAUAAAAUUAUUAUUAUUAUUAUUAUUAUUAUUAUUAUUAUUAUUAUUAGAUGAGAAUGUUUGGAUGAUGGCGUUGUGCAGAUUCACCAUAAAGAGAGAGUGAAUGAGAUGUGGUGAUUUCACAGUAAAAUCUUAGUGUGGGGUGUGAAAGCACCCUAAGUCUCUUUAUGUGAUUGUGUGUGUGAUUUUUUAAUAAUGUCGUUUCUUUUAGGUGUCGUACUGUAGCUCUGGAAACGGGGAUGCAGAAUACUCAGCUCGCUUCCACCAUAGUACAGCUCUCAUUCAGCCCAGAACAAUUGGAGCUGAUGUUUACUUUCCCACUCAUCUACAGUAUUUUCCAGCUAAUACUUGCAGCAAUGUUUUUGGGAGGUAAGCCACCCUAUGUACACCCCACUUUUUAUCAAUUUGCAUUAGAACAAGGGUUUUUACUCUGUUUAUAUAUAUAUAUAUACGAUAACCAAACAGAACAAGAAACUCUGACUUGGUCAAUACUGCUCAUAAAUGAAUUAACAAAUCCAAGAAUCAUUAAGGUUGCAAACUGUACAAGUAAAUUGCCUUGUGCUCCCCAUUCCCCAACCCAUAUAAAUAAGAGGCCUGUAUAAUCGGUUUGGAUCAAAACAGGCCACAACUCUAUUGAAUACAGAUGAAAGAUGUUUGGCUUGGGCAUGGGGCAAUUGAAAUACUUCCGGCCUGCCCGCAUAGGUCAAUCCAGGCGGGGGUUCGUAAGAUUUACAUCAAACAGGGUCACCCCCACAGGGGCCACCGUCUGGCCCUGGCCCCGCGUGUGCAUGUGGACAUGACCACUCUCCCCAUAUCCCUUUAACGGGAUACCCCAGCCUUUGGAAGGGCAGGCAGAGAAUACAACCUCCCCUCCAUCCAAGACAAAGGAUCGCCCCAAAAGGGGUGAGCAGACUUGGCUGCCAAUCCAGUCGCAACCUUUGCUGUUGUCCAACAACGUAAGCAGAAUAUGCUACCUGGCUCAGCUCAAACAUCAUGCUAAAACACGGAUAGUAAAGCUUAACCGUUUGGUGCAGUGUCUGAAUUGGCAAAUCAGCCAGCAAAUCGGAAUCAGAAACCACGAUUAGCAAACCAUUGUUGCAGGUGUGGCUCCAGCUUCGAAGGCCACUGCACCUAGGAAGAGAGCAAACAGAAAUAAAAGGCUAACAAACUGCUCUAAACCAUUACAUGGAAACUCACAAAGUUUUGCGCGUUGACUUCAACAAGGCCUUCCACCUCCUGCCUUGGCCGUAAUUUCAUCUCAAGACUAGUGUUCAUGAUUUAUUGUUCAUCUCUCAGGGGUGGCUAUUGAGCCAUACAGCAGCCACAUAUACCCAGUAUUGUUCAAUUCCCUUCCAGUCUACAACUCUCUGGGUUGUGCAAAUGAGACCUUAAGUUGUGCGCAGUGUAUCAUCUUAAUCACUCAUCUUCACCAUGCAUUUAAAGCAGUAUCCUGCCACUUUAAAUAGCCAUGGCUUUCCCCAAAGAAUCCUGAGAACUGUAGUUCGCUAAGCUGCUGAGAGUUGUUUGGAGACCCCAGAGCUACAAUCUCUGGGAAGAGAGGUUGGCUGUUAAGCACUCCUCAGCAACAGCAAGCAAUACCAGCCUUAAGGACGCGGGUGGCGCUGUGGGUUAAACCACAGAGCCUAGGACUUGCCGAUCAGAAGGUCGGCGGUUUGAAUCCCCACGACGGGGUGAGCUCCCAUUGCUCGGUCCCUGCUCCUGCCAACCUAGCAGUUCGAAAGCACCCCAAAAAAGUGCAAGUAGAUAAAUAGGUACCGCUCCGGCGAGAAGGUAAACGGCAUUUCCGUGCGCUGCUCUGGUUCACCAGAAACGGCUUAGUCAUGCUGGCCACAUGACCCAGAAGCUGUACACCGGCUCCCUCGGCCAAUAAAGCGAGAUGAGCGCCGCAACCCCAGAGUCGGUCAUGACUGGACCUAAUGGUCAGGGGUCCCUUUACCCUUUACCUUUACCAGCCUUAACAACAACACUGCACUAUUAGCUAUAUCUUCUCAGAAGAAAGUCCCAUUUAGUUCAGUGGGGCUUACUCAUGGGUAAGCGGGUACCAGAUCACAGCCCAGCUCUUCCUUGAUACACCAGGUUCGGUUAAGUGCUGAAAUGCUUUCAAUCCUGUCUAUUAUGACCUUUGACAUGUCGUGCCAAUGUUGUCAGUCUACCAGGUGCACAAAAGGUAUUUUGCUGGUCCAGACUCAACCGGCGAGGAGAACGAACCUGAAUCAACGCAGGAGCCAACACACAAUACGAUGAAUGGAGGAUUUACUUUGGAGGAGGGAGGAGGAGGAGAGAAGCAUGUGUCAGCAACUCCCAAUGGAAGAGUAUAG
Messenger RNA from Podarcis lilfordi (Lilford's wall lizard), 13379 nucleotides. The record is from the annotation of a GenBank genome assembly. Lineage: Eukaryota; Metazoa; Chordata; Lepidosauria; Squamata; Lacertidae.